Gekko japonicus is the source of this 439-nucleotide messenger RNA. RefSeq names its product PIGY upstream reading frame (gene PYURF). The coding region runs from base 79 to 420 and encodes 113 amino acids. NCBI's taxonomy places the organism in Eukaryota, Metazoa, Chordata, Lepidosauria, Squamata, Gekkonidae. The record is from RefSeq and is a predicted model, not a curated record. The transcript is spliced from 2 exons.
UUCUGCUUGCACCACCGGGUUGCCUCCCUCCGCCUGCCCUUGGAGCGGCUGCCUGCAGAGAGCAGUUCGCCGCGGAUCAUGCUGGCCCUGCCCAGGCUCCGGCUCCUGACUUGGGCUUGGCGCCGGGGGAACCUGCAAGCGGCGGCCGGCCGGCCUUUCUGCGCCGCCGCCCAGGAGGAGGACGGACGAGCCGGCCAAGGACAGCAGCAGCAGCGCCCGCCCUUGGAUCCCGGCCUCCUGGAGAUCCUCGCGUGCCCUUUGUCCAAGAAGUCGCUCAGGUAUGAAGAAUCCACCAGUGAGUUGAUUAACGAAGAGCUGGGCAUCGCUUACCCCAUCAUUGAUGGCAUUCCUCAUAUGAUACCCCAGGCAGCGAGGAUGAUUGGCAAGGAGAACCAAGAAAAGGAACCCGAACAGACCUAGGUGAUGGUCUUUUAAAAAG